Tuber aestivum (summer truffle) is the source of this 1437-nucleotide messenger RNA. The record is from the annotation of a GenBank genome assembly. Lineage: Eukaryota; Fungi; Ascomycota; Pezizomycetes; Pezizales; Tuberaceae.
AGACUCACUAUACAAACACUCCCCAACAUUCCACAAAUUCCCCACCAACGAUUAAUUCGCUUGGAAGACUGAUUCAACAUGUCCAAAAUCACAGUCGGUUUGUCAGCCUUCUCGUCACAAUUAAGUUAUUGAUCAAAGUCGCUAAAUUGCCACAUUUUGCAGCCGGAGUGCGUGGAAACGUAAAGGAGCUAUUGGAAUACUCCACAAAUGAGAAGAAGAGGAACUUCCUCGAGACCGUUGAGCUCCAAAUUGGACUCAAGAACUAUGACCCCAUGCGUGACAAGCGUUUCUCCGGAACUGUCAAGUUGCCUCAGAUUCCCCGACCAAACAUGUCCAUCUGGUGAAGAUCCAAUUCCUCCAUUGAUUGUCCCUUGAAUUAUUAUUUUUAUGGCGAAAACAACGAAAGGGGGGAAAAAAAAAGAAGGUUAAGAGCAACAAACUGAUUCUUGGUGAAUGGCGAUUUAGUAUCCUUGGAGACCAGCACGACAUCGAUCGUGCGAAGCACCACAACUUCGAGUCCAUGUCUGUCGACGACCUGAAGAAGCUUAACAAGAACAAGAAGCUCAUCAAGAAGCUCGCCCGCAAGUAUGACGCCUUCGUCGCCUCCGAGCAGCUCAUCAAGCAGAUCCCUCGUCUCCUCGGCCCCGGUUUGUCCAAGGCUGGAAAGUUCCCCACUCCUAUAUCCCACGCCGAAGAUUUGGCCCAGAAGGUCAACGACGUCAAGUGCACCAUCAAGUUCCAACUCAAGAAGGUUCUCUGCUUGGGUGUUGCCGUUGGAAAUGUCGGCAUGACUGAGGACCACUUGAUCGGAAAUAUCAUGCUUGCUAUCAACUACUUAGUUUCGCUGUUAAAGAAGGGCUGGCAGAACGUUGGGUCCUUGACUAUCGUAUGUAGCUCUGUUACUGGGCGGUUCUGGUAGUGGGUUGCUAAUUCUUCUACAGAAAGCCUCGAUGUCACCUCCCAAGCGUUUGUACUAAACGCUUUUUCCUUCUAUGUUCGCAGACUUAUGGAUGAAAAAUAAGGAUUGGGGUUUCAAUUUCUUUUAUUCGGAAUUCAUGUAGCUGUUGCGAUAGGGACAAAAAGGUUUAUGCAAAUAUUUCGUGAUACCCUGGAAGUUGGUACCACCAUGAGAUCUGCCUAGCUACCGCAUACUCGUAAAAUGGCUCCCCUCUUUCCUGAGCUCUAGAGUCUUUGCCCGGGAAUGAACGGGGAGACGGUCCCCGGGGGUCGUUGAAUCAAGAUUUGAGCCUUCUAUGCAGUUUACGUAGUGAUGCCAGGGUCCCGGUGAGGUGGUAUGGUGAGGCGGGGUCGGGGGAGCGGUUGUGAAGCAUGGCACAAAGGGACAAUUAAACACUUGAAUCAGAACCUCUACCGACCCCGUAGGUUGAGCCAUUAAUUUUUUUUUAAGUACAGUACCAUAUCACUGGUCACAGCAUA